Blastocystis hominis is the source of this 693-nucleotide messenger RNA. RefSeq lists its product as hypothetical. The transcript has 5 exons. The coding region runs from base 1 to 693 and encodes 230 amino acids. Lineage: Eukaryota; Bigyra; Opalinata; Blastocystidae. The record is from RefSeq and is a predicted model, not a curated record.
AUGAACCGUUGCGCAGAAGACCUGUGCUUGGUUGUUGAACCGAUCGACAAUUAUCCUAUCGAUAUCUCAAUUCGAAACUAUUAUAAUGCAAAACUAUCCGAAAUAUCGGUUGCCGAAGUCCGCAGACAACUCCAAAAGGCACUCUUGACGAAGGAAGAGGGAGGUGAGGAUGAAAGCAGCUUUUUGGGAAUGCUCCUGCGAAACGUUGUAAAGAACAUGGAGAUCACAAUCAAGAAUAUCCAUCUCCGGUAUGAAGAUCAUCUCUCGGAUAGUCCGUUUUUCGCAUUCGGCGCUGUCAUCAAAUCCCUGACAUUCAAUACGAUCGACGACAGCCGAUUAGAGCGCGAUAAGUCGUACAAACAGCUGGUAAUCAAGAACACACGCGUCUACUUUUCCACGUUGCAACGCGAUUGGAACGAGCUCGAUCUUCUCGAGAUGGUGGGGAUUCUCAGCAACAUCGACACGGUGAGUGGAAUUGCGAACAUCCUGAACAUUCCCGAUCUGGUGAUUUACACCGCGGGGAUUAAUAAGAACUACGAUCUGUGCGGCUCGAUGGACUUGAAUGACUCGCAGGAAUUCUCCGGAUCAGUCGAUUUUCAUUCAGGUUCCCCAUAUCGAAAUGUCUCUUUCGCACUCCCAGUACGAGCUGCUGAUGCACACGAACGACUUCUUCACACGCACUGCGAAUCGUGA